GAAACUCUGUACUGACGCCCAUCCGUCCCUGCGAAGCAGCGGAAAGAGCGCCUCCAUGUCGUCCCGUAAAAGAGCGGAGAGGUCGUCCGCGAGAGUCCCACUCCAACGGCGCAACGUCCAUGUCGAGCCAUCCUUCCCAGAUGGAUUCUAAAUCGCCGCGAAGCUCACCCGCCGCGUAUCCCCUCAAUCGCUUGUCAAUGUAGGUCGACGACGAGACCGUGAGCAGCGUCGACGCCGCUUGCCGCGCCCGGCCCACCGUUCUCGCUAGCGUGCGAGUCAGGGUCUGCGACGACGGUGUGGUUCCUGGCGAGAUGGUCCAACCAUGCCUGCUUUGUCCAGAAUAGCUCUGGCUUGUUCGUUUCCGGUCAUAUUCACCGUCGCGAACCCAGAGGUCGUCUUCGUCGCCGCCACCCCCGAGGUUAUCAGAGGAAGUGGGAUGCGACCCACACCGCUCGCCGACCUCGCCUUGGCCAGAUAAUACGUGCGACAGCUGCGACGCGACCCAUCUGACACGUAGAAUCCUACGAUUUAACGUCGACCUGCUCGAGAACAACGACAGGGCGCACCUCCAGGCCUUUAUUUGACCCUGCAGCUGCCAAUACUGUUGUUCAAGCGAGAGCUUUUCGCGCAAGAGAGCCGCAUACGCGCGGUUGCCGAAUCGCAGGAGGUCGUCUGCGCUCGCAGUGGCGAUGAUCUGCAUCUGUGCUUCGUCUGGAUAGAAGGCCGUCUGCGGGCCCUGAUGAGCGACAGUGAACGCGCGGGAGUGGAGCGAUCGUCAGCUCACGUCU
Messenger RNA from Heterobasidion irregulare TC 32-1, 788 nucleotides. RefSeq lists its product as uncharacterized. The coding region runs from base 323 to 478 and encodes 51 amino acids. The transcript is spliced from 2 exons. The record is from RefSeq and is a predicted model, not a curated record. NCBI's taxonomy places the organism in Eukaryota, Fungi, Basidiomycota, Agaricomycetes, Russulales, Bondarzewiaceae.